AAGGAAACUGCUUUGCAAAUCAUCAACUUUCUCAAAUCCUCUGUGGAGAAGAAGGAAGUGAACGAGGAUUAUGUCGAUUCCAUUGACGUGGCUAUCGACUGUAUUGCCGAUGCGUUUGAAGUCAACAAAGAAGAGGACUCUGCCACUGUGAAGACGUCCUUCCGCGGCAAAUCGCUACAGGAGAUCCUCUCCGAGUUCAAGGACCAGGAGCCAGCCGGCGAGGCACAAGUUCCUGUUCACGUGGAGCAUGACGAGGAAGUUGUGAAGAAAGCGGACGAGUUGAAGCUCGAAGGUAACAAGGCCAUGGCCCGCAAGGACUUCCAAGGCGCCGUUGAUAAGUACACAGAGGCUCUUGAGCUGACCCCUAAGAAUGUUAUCUACUUGUCCAACAGGGCUGCUGCCUAUUCUUCUUUGAGAGACCACGAGAAGGCCAUUGAGGAUGCCAAUGCUGCCAUUGCCAUCGACCCAUCGUACUCUAAGGCUUACUCCAGACUAGGGCUUGCGUACUACGCGCUAGGGAAGCCAAAGGACGCUCUCGAGGCUUAUAAGAAGGGCAUGGAAUCUGAGGGUGACAAGCCAACGGAGUCUAUGAAGAAAGGUUACGAAACUGCAAAGAAGAAAGUGGAGGAGUCUUUGAACGUGGCUGCUCCUGAGCAGCCUUCCACCACUGACAGAUCUACACCAAGUGCCAGUGCCAGUGCCAACUCCAGCACUGGUGCCGGAGCUGGUGGAUUACCAGAUUUGGGCGGCUUGGCUUCCAUGUUGGGUGGUGCCGGCGGACUUGAAGGUAUACUCAAUAGCCCAAUUGCUCAGCAGAUGAUGCAAGAUCCAAACCUCAUGAGUAACCUCAUGAACAACCCUGCUCUUUCCCAAAUGGCUCAGAACUUUGGUGCUGGAAACGGCCAGAUGCCAGACUUGAACUCCUUGAUGAACAAUCCAAUGCUCAGAAACUUGGCCAACCAGUUCAUGCAAGGU
This is a messenger RNA of Williopsis jadinii, 975 nucleotides long. RefSeq names its product Sgt2p (gene SGT2). The transcript has a single exon. NCBI's taxonomy places the organism in Eukaryota, Fungi, Ascomycota, Saccharomycetes, Phaffomycetales, Wickerhamomycetaceae. Gene Ontology annotation, cellular component: membrane; TRC complex. The record is from RefSeq and is a predicted model, not a curated record. Gene Ontology annotation, biological process: post-translational protein targeting to endoplasmic reticulum membrane. Gene Ontology annotation, molecular function: molecular adaptor activity; protein binding. The annotation marks the transcript as partial.